GAACUAAAAUUAAGCAUCCCCAUCGAUAAAUUAUGUGAAGGACUUUCACCAGAAUUUAAAGAAUUAUUGGUAUGCGCUCGAAAGCUGUCCUUCAGCCAAACCCCAGAUUAUGCACAUUAUCGAGGCUUAUUUGACAGUCUUCUUUUCAAAAAAAGUUUCAAGGAUGACUAUAUUUAG
Messenger RNA from Mucor mucedo, 177 nucleotides. RefSeq lists its product as uncharacterized. The annotation marks the transcript as partial. The record is from RefSeq and is a predicted model, not a curated record. The transcript has a single exon. Lineage: Eukaryota; Fungi; Mucoromycota; Mucoromycetes; Mucorales; Mucoraceae.